Cloeon dipterum is the source of this 14884-nucleotide messenger RNA. It is a transcript of the gene HERC2, whose product is annotated as E3 ubiquitin-protein ligase HERC2. The record is from RefSeq and is a predicted model, not a curated record. Gene Ontology annotation, molecular function: ubiquitin-protein transferase activity; zinc ion binding; protein binding. Lineage: Eukaryota; Metazoa; Arthropoda; Insecta; Ephemeroptera; Baetidae. Gene Ontology annotation, biological process: protein ubiquitination. The transcript has 59 exons. Bases 164 to 14644 code for a protein of 4826 amino acids.
GGUCCUGGCUUUCCAGUCGGCCCGAUUUCUUGACAGUCGGAUUCGUGUGAAACUUGAACGAUGUAGUCGGGCCGAAAGUGGGAGUAUGGCCGCUGGUGCCGAUAGAAAGCUGGAUUGAAGGCAACAAGAGAUACAUCAACCCGCACACCUGCUGCGACCUGUCAUGAUGGAUCGGCAUCCGGACAUGGUGCUGCGAACGCAGGCCCGCCUGGACGGCAAGUGGCUCAAGGCCGACCUUCAAACUUGCUUCGCCGACGACGCCCUGUCCAUGCUGUGGAACGAAAUGCUGAAGGACGGAGAACUGUCGGCCACCUCCAGCGAGAGCCUCAUUAACUCUGUCGGCGCAGCUGCAAAGAAGGGCGAAAGCGGGCACUACUACUGUGGAAUGAAAGUUUUGUCCUGUGCGUGUUGCGAUGGCAUCUGUGGGCCCCAGAUGGGCUGCAACUGUGCCCCCUGUCAGAAGCUGGACGACGACGAGUCAAGAAGGUUGAAGACAGGAGCCGAGGACAAGACUCCGCUGCCCUUUAAACAGCAGAUCAACAGCUGGACCUGGGGACCGCAACCUACUUCAAAGCAGCUGAAAACCUGUCUGGCGUCCCUUUUCAAAGAACAGCGGAAUUUGGUUUCAAUCGCAGCCGGCAACACUUUGUCCGCGACGAGACUGAAGCAGAGACUCGUUGUUGCGCAGAGGUACUUCACCGCACUCAAUAGACAUCAAGGGCAGGUCAAGAGCCAUUCGCUGAAAACUAGUUCAAGCGGAAAUGGAAAGGAACUUGCUAAAAUGACUGAAAAAGCAACGGUUGGACUCGCUAGAAUAGGUUCAAGGGCAGCCUUACAUUUGUCUUUUGCAUUUAUGCGUCGUGCUUGGAGAUCAGGCGAGGAUGCUGAACUGUGCACAGAACUUCUUAGAGAAUCUCUUGAAGCUUUGCAGGAUCUUCCUGAAGCAACACUUUUUGAGGGUCAAGCUAUCUCACCAGUUUGGUUGGAAGUUGUUGAAAGAUCUGCCACUUUUUUGCGAGAAGUUGUCUCGGGAGAUUUUGUCGGAUCUGUUUCGCAAACUGAUGAGAAAUUAGCGCUAAGUUUACUUUUGGAGCUGAGUGUGCAACAAGGCACUUUGAGUCAAAUUAUGAAUUCAGUUCUGCUCCUUCUGCAGUUGGAAUAUAAAAAUCAAUCGGCACCAGAUAACAGGUGCUCAAUGUCUGACGAGAACUGCGCUCCUUUGGUACCGCUGCUGCGGAGACUGGCCAAAAUUCCAACUUCAGCAGCCCAGAUGGAGGUCAUGAGGGGCAUGUUUGAACCUCGCAACGCCACUGAAAUUUAUCUGGAGGAUUUUGAACUGCCUGACGAGGAGAGCGAAACCAUUCCAUUGAGAGAGGCUGCAGUUGUAAUAAUGUCGCACAUGGACCGUCUUGCAUUGCCCUAUAUCCCGCCCUCAAAUCUGUCAAAGGUUCCUGGUGGGUUGCGGCCAUACCAGGAGGUGAUGUGUCUCGGCUCGCUAGAAUGGGCCGAGUCAUCGCAGUGGUGUGAGGAGCCGCACAACUGCAGCGUGCUGGAGGAGAUCGGUGUGUUCCAGCUGGCCUGCUCUGAUCACUCGCUCCUUGUGCUCAGCCUGUCUGGCAAGGUGCACCAGAUGCUGUACGCUUCGCGCACAGAGUGUCCCAGAAUGGUCGAGAGCCUCUCUGACAAAGAGAUCGUGCAGCUGGCCAGUCACCCAGACGCAAAACACUUUUUGGUGCUGACGGCCAAGGGUGAGGUGUUCUCUUGGGGAUGCGGUGACGGCGGCAGGCUUGGACACGGGGAUACUCUUUCGCUUGAAGAGCCCAUGCUGAUCGAGGCUCUGACUGGCCAGUUCAUUGUGUCCAUUGCUGUUGGAAACACUUACAGUGCGGCUGUUACCUCUUCUGGUGAACUGUACACUUGGGGUAGAGGCAAUUACGGACGACUCGGCCACGGAAGCACAGAUGACGUGACGAAACCAACUUUAGUUCCUGGACUGAAAGGUCACCACAUAGUGCAGGUUGCUUGUGGCGGCGGUGACGCACAAACCUUGGCUGUUACUGACACCGGACUUGUUUUCUCCUGGGGUGAUGGAGAUUAUGGAAAACUAGGUCGAGGAAGAAACGAGGGUUCCAAAACUCCAAAACUCAUCGACAGGUUGCAGUCUGUGAACGUGGCUCAAGUUUUUUGCGGAGCUCAGUUUAGCAUUGCCCUGUCAACAUCUGGUGCCUUGUACUCUUGGGGCAAGGGAGAUGGCUACAGACUUGGCCAUGGGUCAGAGGAGCAUGUUAGAUUUCCCAAGCAAAUUCAAGCGAUGGCUGGGAAAAAAGUUGUGGCUGUGUCAGUCGGAUCGUCGCACGUCCUAGUGAGAACUGAUGAUGGAGAGGUCUUAGCCUGGGGACAAAACGAGCAAAACCAGCUGAGUAGAGUGUCCACGCAACCUUUGUGCGAGCCUACAGUAUUGCCCUAUUUGCAAAAUAAGAAUAUCAUUGGCGUUGCUUGCGGUCCAUCACAUAGUUUUGUCUGGAGCAGCGCCAGCAAGUGGCGUGUCCCACUGCGAGUACCAUUUGUUGUCGAUGUCACGGAGAACACGUUCAGCCUACUGGAAAAGCUCAUAACAGAGGUUUGGGAUGGCCUGGACGGCUCCUCAGACUGGCCUCCCACUCAGGAAAAUGAAUGCCUAGCCGUCUCCUGCCUAAAUCUUCUACACCUGCAGUUUGUGACGAUGAUCUUCCACGGAAUUUCCGAGGCGUCUGUUGGACUGAGUGCCGGCUCGCAUCUGUUGUCUUUGAUCAAGCAACGCGUUGUCGCCUUGGCCAGCAACCGUGGCGUCGUUAAGAGCGUGCAAAAGGCUGCUCAAAACUUGCUGGAGGCAGGCUGGAGCAUCCUGAUCCCCACUGCUGACGAAAGGGCCAGUACCCUAUCUAACCUGCUCAGGAACAAAGGUGACGGCGAAGGUCAGAAGUUCAUGACGGACCUUUUGGUGAACAGUUUGAUGGCUGAUGGCGGUCUGGAGGCUGCUUUGGAGGCGGCAAUUAGGGCGGAGGUCACGUUUGCGCUCGAAACGAAUCUCGAUUUCCUCUCAGAGUCUGCGCAAGAGACAAAAAGAGCCAUCAUCAACGAAGGUUCCAUCCCCCUGCUUCAUCUAAUAAAGCAGCUUUUGAAGACUAUGUCCGGGACGACGUUGGGGAAACUUGCCAAUUUGUCCACUCUAAGGCCUGCUGAGGAGGAGAAGCCGCCCAGUCUGGAUCUUCUGAUCAGAUUCCAACGCUUGUUGAUCGCCAGGCUGUUACCGGAUUCAGUUCGAUCAUCAGUGAGGUGCGAGCAGGAGUUGCUGGGCGCUGAGUCCUUGCUGAAGAAGUACAUUAAACUGUUGCACUCGCACAUCUCAGAGGUGCUUGAGGUGGCCACCAAAAAUGCAUCCAUCGGUAAAAGGCACUUUGGCGCCGUCUCACACGUUUUACGGUCUGACGCCAUCAACACUCUACUGCCUGAGUUGAUCCUCUGUCUCAUUCUUCUGGAGACUCAGGCCGCGUCAACCGCCCUUCACCAGGUGGAUUGGUUCUCACCGCUGAGGUCUCUGCUGGAGCCGCUGAACAAAUUAAAUCGUCUGUCUCCCUGGCAUGAAAAAGAAGAUUUGGAAGACUUGGCCUGGCCCGGCAUCAUUGUUCCACCCAACUCGCCUGCGUCAAAGAAAAAAUCAGAAGACCUGAUGCUAAUCAGGAAGGCAGAUAUCGAGAACCACAACCGAGAUGGUGGCCUCUGGAUCAUUAUCAAUAACAAAGUGUAUGACGUACAGGACUUCACAUCCCAGUCUCCGUGCGGUGAGGAGCUUCUGAAGAAGUUCAGUGGCUGUGACGCUAGCAAGGAGUUUGAUGCUGCAUGCCACUCAGCGUCUGCUAAGAGAAAAAUGACAAAUUUCCUUGUGGGCAGCUACCUAGACCCUGAUCAGCAGGUGGUUCCACUGAACGAUCAGUUGGUCAUCUUCACCAGUAUGCUAGAGACUGAGAGGAUGCUGGCUUUCCUGCUGGGCAUCCACGCACGCAGCCUGGCCUAUGGGCCGCCGUUGCAAGCGCCCGAAACGCAGAUAUCCCAGUGGUGUCAUGCUCCUUUCCUGCAGGGUGGCUUGCUCGACUUGCUCCCUGGCAACCCCUACGAGGAAGAAAAAGGGGACGCGCGUAGCACAACCUCAAACACGCCGACGGGCUCGACACCGACCAAAAUCAAAACUCCAAUGACCGAAUUCUCAAAAGUGGAUAUAGGACACGUUCUUCUGCAGGGUUUGGUGGACAACCGGUUCAACAAAGAGCCUCUGGUGUCUGCAUUUCUCAACAUCGUCGAACGACACAACCGGACUCCCUCUUUAUCUGAUGGCCAGGAGCACCCUGUAGAGGAGUGUGGCCGGUUCCUUCUUGCCGUUCUCCUGCGCCACCAAGGGCUUGAGCAGAUGGCCAUUACCGUGGCCCAGCUAGAGGCUGACGGUUGCCCUUCUAUCAGAAUUCCACGUCCGCUUCUUGAGAGCCUUUCCCAGGUCCAGAAAGUAAAGUUGAAGUUGAUUAAAGCGCGGCAGACGAACAAUCGCUCUUACAAAGAGAUUUGCCAGCCUGUGAUAGAACGGUGCCGUUUUCUUUUCUACGAGGUGCGACCUGCCUUCAAUCCUGAGGUCACCGCCCUUCAUUCCCUCCAGCUGGUGCGUACUGAGUCGCGAUGGAAGCGGCUCAGCAGAGACCUGAGAAAUCUGAUCCUGCCGUCCUGCAAGCCAGAGGACAUUUUGAACGCCAGCAUUCAGAGUCAGGAGGCCCUGUUGGCAGCCGAGGAUGCGCUGAACUCAAGACAACCUGUUCCUGGCUGCUCGAGUCAGGAAGACGGCGAUGCACACGAACGAAGGGUGUCAAAAGAGGAAAAUGAGAACACUAAAGAGCUGAUCGUACCGCACACUAAAAUUGAAAAAGACCUUACAAAUGAGGACCUAAGUGACGAACUAAAGAUGCAAGAGCAAGGUAACAGGAAACAGAAGCGGAAGCUCAAACCCAGGCGAAGCUCCGACUUGUCCAGAUCAAUCAGCUCUGACACGCCUUUGAAAGACUACUCAGGCAUGACGGCUUCAAUUGUUAAGUUUGUGACUCAGGAGGAUGUAGACGUGGACAUCCUCCGCAAAGCCCUCUACAGCCAGGUGGAGAGGGCCAAAUGCCGACAGAAAGGCCUUGAAUUAGGCCUGACCCUGUUGGCGGAAGACUGGCUGCUCCCUUCGGUCAGGUACAGCCUGAUCAACGCCUGGUUGGGCCUACCCCUUGACGUGAAGAACCCUGGUGACGUUUUGUCCAACUGCUUGUCUAACAUCGAGCUGGUGCCUCCGUAUACAAAGGCGCAGGUGUUGCUGCAGCACGCGCAGAUGAUGCAGUGGGCUGCCAACGCGCUCAGAGAGAGGGUCAUCUGGGCAGAGCCUAUGGGCCGCAGCAGCAGAGGUCUCCGAGGAAAAGGGUGUCUCAAUAGGGGCACACAGGGCUGGCUUGGAAAACUACCUUGGGCCAGAUUUUUGCUGAGCACAAUCUGCAUGCUGACUGGAGAUCACUUUGGUAAUGAACUGAAUUUGCUGAUCAACUCGGGAGUGCUGGCGCUCCUGCAAACCCUGCUGCGGCAAAUAGGACCGGAAAUCAAUGGAAGUCACGAAGAAAAAUUCGGCGAUGUGUACGCGAUCUUUAAGGACAAUGUGAUCAAAACUCGUCCGCCCUGCAUGCCGCUCAGCAACGCUGAACUUGCCACCAUGCUGAAGCCAGGCACCAGGGUUGUUCGAGGAAUGCACUGGAAAUGGGGAGAUCAGGAUGGUCCGCCUCCUGGUGAGGGUCAAGUGGUUGGAGAGCUGGGUGACGAUGGCUGGGUACGCGUCCAGUGGGACAAUGGGGCGACAAACUCUUACCGUAUGGGUAAAGAGGGCAAAUAUGACUUAAAAUUAGCCGAGCCACCGCACGUCUCCGAGUCGGAGGCUGAGUCUGAGUCUUCAUUGGAAGACAUAGCUUCUCCCGUGCAAGCCAUCUCAAGCAGUAAAGUUUACCCUCACCCGACCCUUUUGUUGAGGCAUGCUUGCGUCGCCCUUUUGCGCAACGUCUCUAUAUGCUGCGGAAUCCAGGCAGAUGAAAUGCAAGCAUCGUGCAUCAGGAUCUUCACCUCUCUUAUUAGAGAACUAGUCAAGUCUGGAAAUGAGUCUGUGGAUGACCUCCAGAAGUCAGAACUUAAUGUGAUUGCCAAAGUUCACCACUCAGAGUGGGCAACCCUUGGAUUCAUCAGAGCUCUGUGCAGCUCGAGGAGCAUGACCAAAGCCCUGAGCACUCCUUUGUGGGUCAAUUUGCUGCUCUCUAUAGUCCAGGAUCAAGAAACUCCCAACUUGGGAAAACAGAUAUUAGCACUGCGACUUCUUCGAACAGUUUUGACUGAAUUCAAAGAAAAGAAUCCAUUGGAAAGUGCUGAUUUCUUGACAAGAAUGUCUCGAUUGUUAGGGGAAUGUUUGAUAAUGUGCUCCAAAGAUCCAACUUUGAACUCCUCUGCUGCAGGUCGAGUUUGUCUUACUGCUUCAUAUACCAGCACUGUUGCUGAAGAGUGCAUAUUACUCAUGAGAAGCAUGCACGCCAUUCCCAGCUGGACCAGGGAUAUCAACAACUACCUGACAGAUGGUAUCAACGCGUCUUCAAACCUAUUGGUACAUGCUGGAAUGCUUAGUCCACUCGGUACAGGAGAAAAUGGAGCAAAGCAUGCUGCAUCUGUUGCGGCGCUCAGCAUUAUAGGAGGCGUGGACACACGCCCUCGCAUCGGCGGGACAGUCCAAAUUGAGAGUGGCCCUGGCACAGUAUACAACAUCAUGAAAGGCAAGCUGUACAUCCAGCUGCACGAACCGUCUGGUGCUAGACAAAAGGCACCGCUUGCCAAUAUCGUUUCAAACCAAAUUUUGAAAUUCCGCCUCGACAAGUAUGAAAUGAAUGAACUGAACACAGAAGCUUGGGCUACCCUCCUGGCGUAUUUGCUGCAAGACUACAAGCCUGAGCCUGAAACAGGUCACAUCCGAGCCCAUGCGCUGCAGGAACAGCAAGUUCGUCUGCAGUCGCUGCUAACGUUCCAACAGCUCUUCCGCAGCCAAGCGUAUCUGCGGAGUGUGCUGCGCCGUCCAGCCUUGCACUGGCUUACGGCUAGUGACAAGGAUGAGCCUAAUGAGCCGUCUAGUCCUGUUGCUCAAGAGCAGGGUUUAUUGAUCCAGCGUCUGCUUGCCAAAGCCACCCAGCCAGCCUUGAUUAAGUCAUGCUAUUCAAAGGAGGAGCUGGAGUCUGCAGCACUGAAUCUGCUGCAAAUUCUUUCCUUCGAGCUGCACUCGACCGAGGCGCCUUGCGUGUCUGGCGCACACUUGUACCCUCCGACGCCGACCGCAAGUGAGGUUCAAACCCCCGUUAGUGAGCCGUCGUUCCCCAUCCCCAGUCUGGCGAAGAAAACCCCAACUCCCCUAGUAUCUCAGCUCAUGGACAUGGGCUUCGCUAGGAAGCAAGUAGAAUACGCUAUCAGAAUGCUUGAAAACAUAACUGACGUUGAGCCCAGUCCUGAGAAAAUCGUAGGCUGGAUUCUGCAGCACCAGGAUGAUCUGAUCUCUGAUACCGACUCGCCGACGUCUUCAAUUGAAGGAGUCCUCUCUGCAACUGACUCGGCCUCAGAAGAGCCUGAAGGCGCUUGGGGUGGUCCUUCAAAGAGCUCUCCUAAGCAAUCAGAAAAGCCAAAAGUGACUCUGUUCAGGAAGAGGGCAGACUACGCUUCAAAGCAGCAAUACGCCAUGUAUGUUCAGCGCUACGUGACACCCGGCGUCUACAUCAAGUGCUGUCGUCCUACCGAAAACAUUCUGGUCGGCAGCGUGGGCAAAGUACUUGGCAUGGAGUUUGGCCGCGUAAAUGAUCUCACUCUUGAGGUUGAGUGGCAAGAUGAUGGAAUGGUCCACUGGAUAAGUGCUGCCAAUGUUGACUUGCUGGGCUUUUCCCCAAACCACGCUGAAGGACCUCUGCAGAUUGGAGAUAAAGUUCGGCUGAGGCAGUCAGUAGCUACGCCCCUCUACGGCUGGGGGUUCAUUUCUAGAAGUUGUGUCGGAGUCGUUCAUAGAAUUAACCGCACUAUUGGUCAGCCACACUACGCAAAAGUAGAGUUCCCUCAACAAAGCAACUGGACUGGACAGCUUAGCGAAUUGGAGGUUGUGUGCAACCGACACACCGGUGUUGAAUGCUCUGGUUGCGGUGUAAAUCCCAUCAUAGGCAUUCGCUUUAAGUGCAAAUCCUGCUCCAACUUCAACUAUUGCGAGGAGUGCUUCUUCACCUUACGCGUGCACAGGCACUACUUUAAUAGCAUUGCCGAAGAAGGUGGGCUUCCCAUUUUUGUCGGCAGAGCUGGCAGGAGGCGGAAAAUGUCUCUGCCAGGCUCUCCUGGGUCUCUGAUUCUGGAUUUCAACCACUGCGUCAAACGUCUCUCUGUGUCCUCCAAGGUCAGCUGGAUGGCCUUGGGUGUUCCUGAGCCCUGUCCAAACUACUGGCAAAGUCAAUCUGUCCAGAAAAAGCAUUGGAUACGUCUAGAGAUGCACCCGCAGGUUGGCAUCCAAAGCCUGAGAAUCGUGGUAGACCCUGAGGAUGGCAAGUUCAUGCCCUCACUUGUCGUGGUCAGCAUGGGCGAGAGCUUUGACAGUUUGAAAGAAAUGGCCACUGUCAAAAUACGCAGCACUGAUACCAUUGUUAAACUGCUCUCUGAUAUGAAAGAGUUCCAUGAAUGCAUUGAGAUUGGAAUAAAAGACUGCCGUGCGGGCAACAGUAAUUGUCGGGUGCAUGGACUACAUAUCAUAGGCAAGCGAAUAGGCCAGGAUGAUCACAUUGAUACGGCUUGGUCCUACUUAAACUCCGACACAGAAGAACAAGAGGAGGUGGUAACUUACCCCCAAGUGUCGAAUUUGAUGAGAUCCGAAGAUCACUUCAAAGUGUUUGUCUGGGGUCUGAAUGACAAGGACCAGUUAGGCAACAUGAGAGGUUCCAAGAUUAAAAUGCCCGUUAUCUCUGAACACCUGAGUCUGCUGAAGCCAACUUGCAUUGCUGGUGGUUCCAAAUCCCUUUUCAUCGUUUCAAAUGAGGGAAAAUUGUAUGCUUGCGGAGAGGGAGCAAAUGGGCGCCUUGGUUUGGGCCACAACAACAACGUUUCUGUCCCCAGACAGCUGAUGGCCCUCGCUUUCUAUGUUGUGAAGAAAGUAGCCGUCCACUCUGGAGGAAAGCACGCAAUGGCUUUGACGCUGGACGGAAAGGUGUUUUCUUGGGGAGAAGGGGAUGAUGGAAAAUUGGGCCAUGGCAACAGACUCUCCUACGAUAAACCCAAAAUGAUAGAAGCAUUGCGGUCAAAAAGAAUAAGAGACAUUGCAUGCGGUAGCUCUCACAGUGCAGCUAUCACAUCUAACGGUGAGCUGUACACUUGGGGCUCUGGAGAAUAUGGAAGACUCGGCCAUGGCGACUUUGAAACACUCCUCAGACCCAAACAGGUGAAAGCAUUGGCCGGCAAAAUCGUGGUGCAAGUAGCAUGCGGUAGCAGGGACGCACAAACCCUUGCUCUGACAGACUCGGGCAUGGUUUACUCGUGGGGUGACGGUGACUUUGGCAAACUGGGCAGAGGGGGCAGCGAAGGUUGCAGUUUGCCUCAGAACAUAGAGCGACUAAACGGCUGCUGCGUCUGCCAAAUUGAGUGCGGUGCCCAGUUUUCGCUGGCGCUAACCAGAUCUGGACAGGUUUGGACCUGGGGCAAGGGCGACUACUAUAGACUGGGCCACGGAAAUGACCAGCAUGUGCGGAAGCCAGCCGUGGUUGAAGGUUUGCGAGGAAAAAAGAUUGUUCAUGUGGCCGUUGGCGCUCUCCACUGUCUGGCUGUCGCUGAUCAAGGACAAGUCUUUGCUUGGGGAGACAAUGAUCAUGGGCAGCAGGGUAGCAAUUCUACCGUCGUGAACCGAAAGCCAGCAAUGGUUCAAGGUUUGGAAGGGCACAGGAUCAAUCGAGUGGCAUGUGGUUCAUCACAUUCUGUUGCCUGGUUUGUGCCUGAUCCUAAAGUCACCAAACAACAUGAACCGGUUACGUUCUCUGCUGAGAGAGACCCUCUGGGUGCCACAACCUUAGGAGGUGACGAAGCGAUACCAGUCGUACAGCCUAAUUCUGAUGCGCCUCCUGGCAAAAAAGCAACAGGCAACCUGACCCCUUCCAGCCACAACUCCUUGAUAAACAUAGCGCUCAAUCUUGACACUUCUGGCGCUAAGCAACAAGCCCUUGAGCACAUUUUACAGACUCUGCAGGUCAUGUUUGCCAGGGAGGCAGUUGUGGUUGCCCUGAGAGGACAUGCCAUGCUUGAUAGCAAGAGUGGACGAAUCAUUCUCACUGACCAGCUGCAGUCUAGUCAAUCAGAAGUCAAUACUCCUCUAGAGGCGUCUGUGAACGCUCCGCCAAACCAGGAGCCGCCACUGGAGAUCGCUCAAGGGGGCGGCGAGGCGUUAGCAGAGAGUGGUGGCACCAUGACCCCGCACACUGACAGCGAACUCGAAAGCCCCACCGAAAGCCACUUUCCAGCAGUCAUGACCAGCUCUGGAAGUCUAUCCUCUAGGGCUUCUAAAAUGUCUGCAAGUGCCAUGAGCGUCAUCGCCGCAACCAUGACCACAAAUGUUCAGUUGGUUGGUCUGCCAAAUGAUCAGGACCAAAAUCAAGUAACUCUGGACGAUUUCACGGCGAUUCUGAGUGAGGAGGACGCCAGGAGCUUGGUAGAUUUGCUCAAACUGGCUGUGGCUGGAAGAGCAGGCCUUGGUGCCCAAGAUACAAUUUCUUCGGUUUUGAGAGCCAUGGCCAAAACAUAUUCAAGCAUCGCGGAUAUGCUGUUGGAGCUGUCUGUCACUGAGCUAGAGGACAUUGCAAUGUGCACUGAUUUCAUUAAAAGAAGCGACCCUAAGCCAGUUGUUCAGGAAUCUAGUCACCCUUACACAGAUGACGUCAACCUGUUUGGUCACGUUAAAAUUCAAGGAGCUGAAUAUCUGCGGGUAGAAUUUGACCGGCGCUGCUCUACUGAAAAAAGACAUGAUCCUCUGAACAUCAUGGAUCCAAAUGGAAAAACUAUUAGCGUUCGGUCUGGUCGAGAGUGGAGCGACUGGAGUGCAGAAUUGCGGAUUCCAGGAGAUGAAUUCAUGUGGAAGUUCUACAGUGACGGCUCAGUGAACGGCUGGGGCUGGCGAUUCACUGUCUAUCCAAUCAUGCCAAAGUCUACGGCCAUCGAGCUGCUUUCAGACAGGGCUAUUCUUUCCAAGCCCUCGGUUGAGCCUGUCCGGUGCAUCCUCAGCCAGAGGGUAGGUUGUUACGCUGAGAAGAAGCUUGUCUCUAGACUCGCUUCUGCGUUGGCUGCCUGCGCUGAGCUCAGCUCUUUAGGAACUUCGCAACGAAUGUGGGCACUGCAUUGUUUGCACUCACUAAUAACUGCAACCGGAGUGCCUCCUUCUGGCAUCAACCCUGCCCAGCAGAUUGACCCUGCUUUCGUUUUCCUGGUGCAGAGUUUCCCUGCAGCCAUUUUGCAGCAGUUUGAGUAUGAAGAUCCAAUAAUUAAAACUGGCAAACAUCUCACUCACAGCGCCUUCUUUAAGGUGAUGCUCGGACUUGCUUGCGCGGUCAACCUAGACCGACUACCCUGCUGCCGGGAAUAUCGAUGGCAGUGGUUCAGCAGGUACUGCCUGGCAGCCAGGGUGUCGAGCGCACUGAUCGGCCGUUACCAGUUGCCGCAACCCUUCAGAGAAGAAGUGCAAAAGAAAAUUAAAGAGAUGAGUGGUGAAUCAGAGGAAAUAGACCUUGACUAUGAAAAAUCAGAGAUUUUCUCGCAAGCUGCUGAUGAGCAACUUCUCAAAUGGCUUAACAGGAAACCUGACGAGUGGACAUUGUCCUGGAACUCAAGUGGCAUCAUCUAUGGCUGGGGCCACAAUCACCGAGGCCAGCUGGGAGGCGUGGAAGGGGCCAAAGUGAAACUGCCGACCGUUUGCGAGAGCCUCUCCACGCUGAAUCCAAUUCAGAUUGCUGGUGGGGAGCAAACGUUGUUUGCCGUGACUGCUGAAGGCCACGUGUACGCCACUGGAUAUGGAGCUGGUGGUCGUUUAGGAACAGGGAGCACAGACAGUGUCACAACUCCAACAUUGAUUGAGUCGAUCCAGCACAUUUGCAUCAAAAAGGUUGCUGUUAAUUCCGGAGGAAAGCAUUGUUUGGCCCUUACAGAGAAUGGCGAGGUCUACUCGUGGGGCGAAGGAGAUGACGGAAAACUUGGCCACGGAAGCAAAAACACUUGCGAGAAGCCAAAAAUCGUGGAAAUCCUGCUGGGCAAGGAAGUCAUUAAUGUCGCUUGCGGAGGAGCACACAGCGCCGCCAUCACUUCGUCUGGGGAGAUUUACACCUGGGGUAAAGGCCGCUAUGGCCGACUGGGCCACGGAGAUUCAGAUGACCAACUUAAACCAAAAAGGGUUAAAGCUUUAGAGGGUUACAACGUGGUGGAUGUAGCUUGCGGGAGUGGCGACGCGCAGACCCUAUGCAUCACAGACGACGACAAUGUAUGGUCGUGGGGUGAUGGUGACUACGGCAAACUAGGCCGUGGGGGCAGUGACGGCUGCAAGGUGCCCAUGAAAAUAGAGUCGCUCGCCGGCCUUGGCGUGAUCAAAGUCGAGUGCGGCUCGCAGUUCUCUGUAGCGCUGACCAGGUCUGGCAGCGUCUACACCUGGGGCAAAGGAGACUACCAUAGACUGGGACAUGGCACUGACGACCACGUGCGCAGGCCCAGAAAGGUGGCUGCUCUGCAGGGCAAGAGGGUCAUCAGCAUUGCCACAGGCUCGUUGCACUGCGUGGCGUGCACAGACCAGGGCCAGGUGUUCACCUGGGGAGACAACGACGAGGGCCAGCUCGGCGACGGCUCCACUACGGCCAUCCAGCGGCCUCGGCAGGUUAUUGCCCUGCAAGGCAAGAACAUCAACCGCGUGGCCUGUGGAUCUGCGCACACGGUGGCUUGGAGCACCAGCAAGGCCGUGUCAUCGGGUCGGAUUCCGGCAGCUGUGCCCAUGGAGUACGACCUGAUCAAGGACGUGCCGAUGAUGACCCUGAGGAACAGGCUGAUGCUGCUGCACCACUUCUCGGAGCUCAUCUGCCCCCUGGUCGCCAUGUUUCCUCUCGGCGAGCUGCCCAACAACUCGGCACACGCUUCGAGACUGGACCAGCUGAGGGGGGUGCUUGUUUACUCGGCCAAAGAAGCCACCUUCCGCAAGGUUGUGCAAGCAACCAUGGUGAGGGACAAACAGCAUGGGCCUGUUAUCGAGCUGAACAGGAUUCAGGUGAAGCGAGCUAGGGGCAAAUUCGGACUGGCAGGGCCCGAUGGGACAAAAUCAGUGUUCGGCCAGCUGGUGAGCAGAAUGACUCUGCUCACCCAGGAGUCGUUGUUCCUUCCGCACCGAGUGUGGAAAGUCAAGUUUGUCGGGGAGAGCGUGGACGAUUGCGGCGGUGGAUACUCGGAGAGCAUCGCCGAAAUGUGCGACGAGUUGCAAAAUGGAUCUCUGCCCUUGCUGAUCGGAACACCAAACGGCCGAGAGGAGAACGGCACCAACAGGGACUGCUUCAUUUUCAAUCCGGCAUCAGGAAGCCCGCUCCACCUCCAGAUGUUUAAUUUCUUAGGAAUUUUGAUGGGCAUUGCUGUAAGGACUGGAAGUCCUUUGAGUUUGGUCCUGGCUGAGCCUGUUUGGAAGCAGCUGGCUGGACAAGAGCUCAGCCCAGCUGAUUUGACAGAGCUGGACAGAGACUAUGUCCCAGGUCUCAUGUGCAUUCGGGACAUGGAGGACAAAGCCCUCCAGACUCUAGAAAUGCCAUUUUCAACGUCCAGCACAACCGGGGAAGAAGUGCUGUUGUCGUCACUUUACAGGAAAAUCAACGCAGAGAAUAGACAGGAGUACGUCAGACUGGCGUUGAAUUAUAGGCUUCACGAGUUUGACGAACAAGUAAAGGCGGUGCGACAAGGCAUGGCAAAGGUGAUACCGGUGCCACUGCUCACCCUUUUCAGUGGCUAUGAGCUCGAGACAAUGGUCUGCGGCUCGCCGGAUAUUCCGCUGCCUCUUUUGAAGUCUGUCGCCACAUACAAAGGAAUUGACGCAAACGCUUCGUUGGUGACAUGGUUCUGGGAGGUGCUGGAGGAGUUCACCAACGAGGAGAGAUCUCUUUUCCUGCGCUUUGUCUGGGGCAGAACCAGACUGCCAAGAACGAUUGCAGACUUCAGAGGCAGAGAUUUUGUUAUUCAAGUUUUGGACAAGUUUAACCCGCCUGACCACUACAUGCCUGAAAGCUACACAUGCUUCUUCUUGCUGAAGCUGCCUCGCUACUCUUGCAAGCCGGUACUGAAGGAGAAAUUGAAGUACGCGAUCCACUUCUGCAAGUCGAUCGACACAGACGAGUACGCCCGCGUGGCCAUGACGGGUAGUCUUACGGAGGAGGAAGGCGCUGCGGCACUGCCCGAGGACUUCGCUGGUGGACACGGCGACGGCCUCAGCAGCGACAGCGACCAAGUGGAGAGCUUCGAAAGUGAUCUCGGAAUCGAACCAGUUUCCAGCACCUAGUCUGUUUAAUCUUAAACCACACACGCAUGCACUAACAGACCAAAUUUUCUCAUUUAUUAAUCAACACUCAACUAAAAGAGAACACACGUUUUUUGCUUUGUUUGAAAUUGUAUAACAAUAUAUAUUUAUUUUCACAGAAAUUUAUGCAUCAAAAUAUAUGUAUAUGUGUUGCCUAUGUUUUGCAACGGAAUUUCAUAUUUGUAACAGUUGACUCUAAAUAAAAAGUCAAAGAAUACUUCA